UUUCAAAAGGCGCUGCGCUCCCUCCGGCGUUACCCGCUUCCCCUGCGCAGCGGCAAAGAAGCUAAGAUCCUACGGCAUUUCGGAGACGGGCUCUGCCGGAUGCUGGACCAGCGGCUGCAGCAGCACCGAUCUUCGGGCGGUGAUCGUGCCCCAGAUGCAUCUGGAGCUAAGAGACCAGCCCCGGAAUGGCCACCUGCCGAAGUCCCGGAGGCUUCCAUGCCAGUUCCAUCCCAGCCCAAAGCGGGAAGCUCUAGCAGCUACUGGCCGGCUCGGCACUCAGGGGCACGAGCAGUACUGGUGCUGCUCCAUAGAGAACACCUGAAUCCUAGUGGCCACAGCUGCCUAACCAAGGAGGAGCUGCUGCAGAGGUGUGCCCAGGAGUUUCCUAGGGUGGCCCCUGGGAGUACUGGACCCUGGCCAGCUCUCCGCUCCCUUCUCCAUAGGAACCUGGUCUACAGAACACACCAACCAGCCAGGUACUCACUGACCCCGCAGGGUCUGGAGCUGGCCCAGAAGUUGGCAGAGUCAGAGGGCCUGAGCUCACUGAAUGUGCGCAGUGGGCCAGAGGAGCCCUCUGGGGAGGAGCCAGAAGUGCCAGGAUCGGCCUCAGCUGAGCUCGGCGCCAGUGAAGGCAGUGUCCAGCAGCCACCGCUGGAGCUGAGGCCUGGAGAGUACAGGGUGCUAUUGUGUGUGGACGUUGGCGAGGCCAAGGGGGCCGGGCACAGGCCCGAGCUGCUCCGCCAGCUGCAGCGGCUGCACGUGACCCACAUGGUGCGCAAACUGCAUGUUGGGGACUUCGUGUGGGUGGCACAGGAGACCAGGCCCAGGGACCCAUCAAGACCCGGGGAACUAGUCCUGGACCACAUCGUGGAGCGCAAGCGGCUGGAUGACCUGUGUAGCAGCAUCAUCGAUGGCCGCUUCCGGGAACAGAAGUUCAGGCUAAAGCGCUGCGGCCUGGGGCGCCGAGUAUACCUCGUGGAGGAGCAUGGCUCAGUGCACAACCUCAGCCUUCCCGAGAGCACGCUGCUGCAGGCCGUCACCAACACUCAGGUCAUCGAUGGCUUCUUCGUGAAGCGCACAGCAGACAUUAAGGAGUCAGCUGCCUACCUGGCCCUCUUGACACGGGGCCUGGAGAGACUCUACCAGGUGAGCAGGUGCAUGUGUCUGCACUGGUCCCUUUCCUGGGCCCUGUGCUCCCUCCACGACAGCAGUGAGAUCCCUGUUUCUCCAGUGGGCCCACUGGGGCCUAGGAUCCGACAAGGACUGGCUGGGGAGUUUUCCCUAGAGCUCUGGCCUGGCCUCAGUGCCCUCUCCCCUCAGGGCUACACCCUACGCAGUCGCCCCUGGGGAACCUCAGGGGACCCCGAAUCAGGAUCUGGGCCCUCCCCAAAUCCUCUCUGCUCACUCCUCACCUUCAAUGACUUCAACGCAGGAGCCAUCAAAAACAAGGCCCAGUCUGUGAGGGAGGUUUUCGCCCGGCAGCUGAUGCAGGUUCGAGGAGUGAGUGGGGAGAAGGCAGCAGCCCUGGUGGAUCGGUACAGCACCCCUGCCAGCCUACUGGCCGCCUAUGACGCCUGUGCCACCCCCAAGGAACAGGAGAUGCUGUUGAGCACCGUCAAGUGUGGGCAGCUGCAAAGGAAUCUGGGACCCGCUCUGAGCAGGACCUUGUCCCAGCUCUACUGCAGCUACGGCCCCUUGACCUGAGCUGACCUGAGCUGGGCCAGGAGACGGACCCCAGCACCCACAAUCUAGGCUAGCCAGCCUUUAACCAGCAUCUUAGGGCUUCAAUAAAAAUCUAAGUGUUUGCAGCUUUAUGUGCUACGGAGAUGGCAGGCCCCAGGGCCUUGUGAAAUAUCCAGGUGGUUUUAACUGAGCUCCUCAGGGGCUGGGGUUUCCUGGGGGAGCACUGAGACUGGCAGGGAGAUGGAGUCGGUGAGCUGCUGCAACUUUGAAUCUAGUGUAUGUCAUCAGACGAUCCCUGAUCAAAUAAAAUUCCCUUCG
Myotis davidii is the source of this 2001-nucleotide messenger RNA. RefSeq names its product MUS81 structure-specific endonuclease subunit (gene MUS81). Gene Ontology annotation, molecular function: 3'-flap endonuclease activity; crossover junction DNA endonuclease activity; DNA binding. Gene Ontology annotation, biological process: resolution of meiotic recombination intermediates; mitotic intra-S DNA damage checkpoint signaling; DNA catabolic process. Lineage: Eukaryota; Metazoa; Chordata; Mammalia; Chiroptera; Vespertilionidae. Gene Ontology annotation, cellular component: nucleus; Holliday junction resolvase complex. The record is from RefSeq and is a predicted model, not a curated record.